Selaginella moellendorffii is the source of this 482-nucleotide messenger RNA. RefSeq lists its product as uncharacterized. The record is from RefSeq and is a predicted model, not a curated record. The transcript is spliced from 3 exons. NCBI's taxonomy places the organism in Eukaryota, Viridiplantae, Streptophyta, Lycopodiopsida, Selaginellales, Selaginellaceae. Bases 10 to 375 code for a protein of 121 amino acids.
AGUCAUCGAAUGCAGCACCGUGCUUCGAGAUUUGCAUCGCGGUCGCAAGCAAGCACAGCCCCGGGUCUGAACGAUGCUGUGGCGAGCUAUAUCAAGGGGUUGAAGAAUAGUGGCCUCGAAGAGGGCUUGGAUUCGAUCAGAUUCAUCAAGGUAAGUUUUCUUAUACGUUUGCUUGUGGCUUUUCAGAUCGCGGCAGGUUGUUGGUCGCACAGCAGAGAAGCUCAACAUCAAGAAAUUGACUUACCUUGGAUUAGAUUGGGAGAAGCGAGAUGCAUUUGUGCGACAAGCAAUCAGCAACUCGUUGGACAGAAAAAUACAGUUGCAUGGAGUACCUGUUGUAUAGUGUGUUCACGGUGGGUGACUCAUCGGAGCUAGAGCUAAACCCGGGAGACAACAUGCUUGCAGUGCUCAAGGCUUAUUUUCUUCCAUUUUCUUUUCCUCAGGUGAAACUUCGCGUAAUGAAUUGUUGAAAGGUUUGAAAA